AUGCAUUGAGGUAGCCUCAACUACCCCAGGGACCUGGCACAGAUGUGGAGCCUGUUUCACACAACUGUUACUUGAAGGAAAAAAGGAGCAAAUGAUACCAAGACAAGCUCAUAACAGAGAUCUAAUCACCAAAUGUGUACGGAUGAAAAUACAGUGAGAUGAGUCAGAAAACGACUAAGGAGGGUCCCAGACUCUCCAAGAACCAGAAGUUUACAGAGCACUUCAGCAUACAUUGCUGCCCACCAUUCACCUUCCUCAACUCCAAGCGUGAGAUCGUGGAUCGGAAAUACAGCAUCUGUAAAAGUGGCUGCUUUUACCAGAAGAAAGAAGAGGACUGGAUCUGCUGUGCCUGCCAGAAGACCAGCACCAGACGCCGUGCAACGUCCCCUCAGAGGCCCAAGCUCCAGCCAGCUGCACCCCCCGCGGUGGUCAGAGCACCAGCCAAGCCACGGUCCCCUCCGAGGUCUGAGCGUCAACCACGCCCCCGCCCAGAGGUCCGACCACCACCAGCCAAGCAGCGCCCCCCUCAGAAGUCCAAGCAGCCAGCGCGCAGCAGCCCCCAGAGAGGGCAAGGCACCAGCCGUGGGGGGUCCCCCAUCAAAGCUUCUAGGUUCUGGUAA
This is a messenger RNA of Enhydra lutris kenyoni (northern sea otter), 620 nucleotides long. It is a transcript of the gene MOBP, whose product is annotated as myelin-associated oligodendrocyte basic protein. The transcript is spliced from 4 exons. Gene Ontology annotation, molecular function: actin binding; myosin binding. Bases 159 to 620 code for a protein of 153 amino acids. NCBI's taxonomy places the organism in Eukaryota, Metazoa, Chordata, Mammalia, Carnivora, Mustelidae. The record is from RefSeq and is a predicted model, not a curated record. Gene Ontology annotation, cellular component: cortical actin cytoskeleton.